CUGAGAUGUGUUAUUUCCUUUUUCUUUUUUAAAGAGAUAUUUUUAUAUAAUCAACUCUUUAUACUGAGAAGAAAUGGCAGAUUUUCCUGGGAAGGUCAGCACUCAGACCAGCUCCAAUGAACCUCAGAGAAAUUAUGAAGUCCCAGCAAUGGUAGACAUGGACUUCAUCAAGAGCGUUCCUGGUAUCCUACUUUUUACUGAGAUUAUUGUUGGAUUACUGGUGUGGGCGCUGAUCGCCAGUACCAGCUACACCUCGAUUCCUGCUUAUGGUUGGGUGAUGUUUGUCAGCGUGACGCUGUGGCUUCUGAGCAUUGCCCUGUUUGUUGUGCUGCUGCUGAGGUUUUAUCAGAGUUUACCCUCAGUGCCCUGGCCUUUGGUGCUCAUGGUGUUCUAUGUAGUUGCAGCUGUUCUAUACAUAACUGCCUUUUUGGCUGAUGCAGUUUCCGUUCCACCACAAUGGUAUUUGUGGCAUGGUCAUCUGGGAGCUUCUGCAUUCUUUGCCAUAGUGGUGACUCUGUUAUAUGGAGCUAGCAGCUACUUUGCCUAUUUGGACUGGAGGGGUGAAGGGCAAAACGCAGCGGGGAGUACAGUGCCUGUGUAGACCAUCCUCGGAUUAACCCUCUCAUUCACUAUGUGAGGACACUUCAAAGGGGAUACUGCUCAGAUUAUUUGGCAUUGCUGAAAAUCCUCUUCAGGAACGUCCGAAAUCCCUUCUGUAUAACUGUGCCCAGCAUGAUUGCUUGAUGGUUUAAAACAUGGACAUUGUGUGUAUGCUUAUGUGCAU
Molecule: messenger RNA, 784 nt
Organism: Sinocyclocheilus grahami
Lineage: Eukaryota; Metazoa; Chordata; Actinopteri; Cypriniformes; Cyprinidae
Product: plasmolipin-like
Exons: 4
Coding region: 74-601 (175 amino acids)
Biological process (GO): myelination
Cellular component (GO): membrane
Molecular function (GO): structural constituent of myelin sheath
Source: RefSeq, a predicted model, not a curated record